UUAAAAACGGAAAGAUGAACACUUUUGCUUGGCAGUGCCAAGCUCUCCUGCUGCUCAGCUCGCUGUUGCUGGGCUUUCUUUCUGUGGACGUCGGAGCUCAGGAGCCCGUUGAUGUGGAUAGUUCAGUGGAUCGUCCCGCAGAUGCUGAAGUUGAUCGCACAGCACGUCAGACUACAGUUCAGAAUACCAAUGUAAAUGCAAUCGGUGGAUGUCCUUUCAGUAACUGCGGUGGUUCUUCCGGAGGUGGUUCUUCCGGAGGUGGAUCUUCCGGAGGUGGCUCUUCAGGAGGUGGCUCCUCAGGUGGUGGAUCCUCUGGAGGAAGCGGCUCUUCAGGUGGCGGAGGCGGCUUCGGUGGAGGUGGCGGCGGCUUCGGAGGAGGCGUCGGUGGUGGCGGCGGACUUGGACUGGGCCUUGGACUGGGUCUUGGACUGGGUUAGACAGUUGCCACGUCAAAACUUAAAGCAGAAACAAAGAUACUAUGCUGUAAAAAAUGAAACAUUAGCAAAGGAAAUACGGGUUAAGGUUUUGGGAUUAGAGGUUUUAGGAUAAGGGAUAUGGAAUUCGACAUAUUACGAAUGUGCUUUAAGACAUGAAGAUAUUAAAAUAUUAUUACUUUCGA
Drosophila nasuta is the source of this 619-nucleotide messenger RNA. RefSeq lists its product as uncharacterized. The coding region runs from base 15 to 437 and encodes 140 amino acids. The transcript is spliced from 2 exons. The record is from RefSeq and is a predicted model, not a curated record. NCBI's taxonomy places the organism in Eukaryota, Metazoa, Arthropoda, Insecta, Diptera, Drosophilidae.